Messenger RNA from Caenorhabditis auriculariae, 13177 nucleotides. NCBI's taxonomy places the organism in Eukaryota, Metazoa, Nematoda, Chromadorea, Rhabditida, Rhabditidae. The record is from the annotation of a GenBank genome assembly.
AUGCUGGGUCGAGGACUGCGGCUGACGGGAGCGAGACGCGGGUUCGCUGCCGCGGCUGUCGUCCAGGUAUCGCAUUAUUAUUUUCUACCUUCUUUUUUGUUCUUGUUUUUCUGACAAGGGCUGUGUGCGCGGUGAACAUCGAGUUAGGAAUUGAGGCUUAUAUGGUAGAUGAACCUAAGGGAGAGUGCUCCAAAACGAAAGAGAAAAUCUGCUAAGCGCCAUAGGGUACCGAGAAAAAGCUCGUCAAAGUUUUGCCGCCACGUAUAUCCCCGCGCUCGGAGCGCUGAGCCAGCAACUGGGAGCGUGGUGAAGUGGCAGUGUUCUUGAAUGGCGCUGACGCUAUGCUAGGUUCGAUUCCUUUUGACGUCAAACUUUUUUUGCUCUUGUUUAUUCAAUUCUUCUGCAAUCUAUCAUCAAACAAAAAUAGCAAAAAAAGUUUAAAUUGAAGGAUUUGAUUGAAAUUUGGGAAAGAAGAAACGAGAAAGCACAAAAAAAACUUUUUUUGCGUCAAAUUUAGCUUUUCCAUGGAAAACUUCUAAAAAAUCGUCCAAAUAAUAGAUGCUUGGGCGGCUUCUCGAGAUGAUAGCUCAAUAAAAUACAAUAAAAGGUUGUAUACCUCGUGUAAAAAAUUUAUAAUUGUGAAUAAUAAGACACCUGACUCCUCUGGCCUCAUUCAACCACUUUAUAUGUUUUUUUUAUUUUUACUCUUGGGAAAUCUUUCAUCGCAAAAAUUCCACCGACUCUAUUUUCCCUUUUUUGAAGCCCCUCUCAUACCAAAAGGUUAGUUCUAUUGUUCACCGAAAUUUUUGAAAUUUCAUAAAGAAUGCGAAAUUACAUUGACAGGUCUCCCUGUGUUUCGGGCUCGUACUCGUACCUGGUUUCUUUUUUUUUUCACGAGUGAUCUUUCACUUAUAUUUUUGUUUCGAUCCCAUCGUGUUGUGAUCUCGAAAGCCAUGAACCAAUUAUUAGAACUUUUUCAAACUUUUUUUGCUGUUUUUGUUUGAUGAUAGAGUGUAGAAGAAUUGAAUAAACAAGAGCAAAAAAAGUUUGACGUCAAAAGGAAUCGAACCUAGCAUAGCGUCAGCGCCAUUCAAGAACCCUGCCACUUCACCACGCUCCCAGUUGCUGGUCGAGCACUCCGAGCGCGGGCAUAUACUUGGCGGCAAAACUUUGACGAGCUUUUUCUCGGUACCCUAUGGCGCUUAGCAGAUUUUCUCUUUCGUUUUGGAGCGCUCUCCCCUAGGACCAUCUACCAUAUAAGCCUCAAUUCCUAACUCGAUGUUCACCGCGCACACAGCCCUUGUGAGAAAGAUACUGGGUUUUGACACUUCGAUUUCUAGGUGGCUACCAGCUCUGAAAUUUAUGAUAGGUUAAAUUCAAAGCGUGGUCAGAGGAUGAGGAAAAGCUCAAAUCGUUUAAUUCAGAAGGCAAAUUUAGAAUUUAAAAAAAAACGAUGACGGCAUCGAAGAAAUCGUGAGAAACUGACCUUUUUAAAAAAAAAAGUUAUGAGCCGUAGCUUCCAAGUUUCAGUGCGAAAAAAAAUUGUUCAGAGUUUGAUUUUUGAAAAAAAUGAUUCUUAUUAAUUUUUCGUCUUUUGGAAAAGAGUAUUUUUAUUUCGAACUAAGCGACUUUUUUUCGUUAUUUAUUUAUCCUUAAGAAUCAACAAGGUGCUGCUGCUCCAAUUCCUGCUUCUUUCAGCAAUAGCGACAGGAAACCAAUCAGAAAGUAUCAGGUAUAUAUUACAAUUUCUCUGCUUUCCGAAGAUCAAAAUAAUUUUGAAUCUGCAGAAUGGCCCGCAAAUGUCAGUUGAACAACUGAAACUGCAGAAAAAGUACGGCGAAUCGUUUCAAAAAUCCAAUUUCGAAAAUCUGCAUGACGCUGUUGAAUUGUGAGAAUUUCCCCAUUGUUUGCUGUUUGAUUCUGAAAUUCAGUAUUGAAUAUCGAGGCCAAAUCCACACGUAUGUUAUGGAAAAGAUUGGAAGGUUACUUGGGGAGGCGUCGAAAAGCAGUUUGAGCGAUCGGUGAGCAAUCUUUUUCGGAAUCUAUUUUCUAAGGCCAAAUAUUUAUAACAACUAUCGGAGUUGUUUUCAAAUUCUGCAUUAGUUAGAGAACUCCUACAAGAAAUGGAAAAUGAGGAGUUCAGAAAAAAAUGAUAAUAAUCUUCUCUCUCAAUAAUCUUAACUUGAGAAAAAUUAAAAGGAAAAAAUAUUUUUGAGAGUAAAAAGAAAUUCAUAUGAGCAAGAAUUAAUUCAAAUGCGGCAAUAUCUAAGAGGGGAUGAACAGCAACAAAAAUUCGCCUCCCAACGUAAGGUACAGUGCAGGAGCUAAAUGCCCGAGGCAGCGAAAGCCGGUGCGAGUCGGGCGCGCGAAUUAAGUGGGUCCCGUGCCGGUCAUUUCACGCCAGAAAUGGACCGGUAUCAGGGUUUCGAGCUUCGGCAUGUCUUGCUUUUCAUAGACAUUCUGGAAGAAGUGAGCCGAAUGAUACCAGAUCCUGGUCCAAUCAUUCGAUACGUCGAAGCGGCUCUCAGAAUUGUCGAGAGAGAUGCCCAGAACCGGGCCGACUGAGUCUCCAUUUUUGCAGCCUUGAAAAGGCUUCCCAACGGCCCUCUUUAGGGCCAAAAUAAGAAAUACGUGAAAGAUGUAGAGAUUAGAGAAUAAAAGAAAAAUUCAAUUAGAAGGAUUCUUUCAAGCUCCAUCGGCUUCUCAUGUUCGAUCUCGGCAUUAUAACUCAUCGUGUAGCAUGUACGUUUCAGUCAGCUGGCCGUUUUGCUGUCCGCUUAUGGCUCCGCUUGUGACACGUGUUCCCGUUCAAAAAGAGACGAAGCCUUGACAUCGGCUUUGAAAACUUUACAGCAACAAGGUGAUGGAAAACCCGAAAAUUUAUUGGUAAAAAGUUAUGUGUUCUGUCGGAGACGCAAAAAUAAAACUAUUCCAGCACACCGUUUUUUUAGAAUAUCCUUCAAGUACAAAAGCAUUUGGAAGGUUGUUAACUAAGAUUUCGCAUAACUUUAAAAGUACUGCAUUUAAUAAGGUUUCGAAAAAGUUGGAAGGCUAGUACGCUCGAUACCCCAAAAUGAUUAAAAGGUGAAAAAUUUUACGUUUCAUACUUUUUUUGUUCAGAAAUUCAACUCGGAAUCGCAUCGCGGAACGCUGUUUUGGCGGCAAGAUUGGCCAACAAUUCCAAAUCGCUGAAUGUGGUGAAUGAACUUCGCGACAUGGAAAAAGCGGGACUCGAGCCGAAUGAAGAAUCUUUUGGCCUUUUUGCGGAUGUCUAUGCGAGAGAGGGCAAUGUCAAGGCUAUCGCGUGAGUUUUUUCUCAAUUUUUUUCCCAUUCGAGGAAAAAAAAAUCUCGUGUUCUCGUGUUCAAAGUGAUUACCGCGAAAUUUUAUAACAGUGUCCAUGACUCUCCUAAAUUCAGUCUUCUUUUUAACUCUCUGACGGCUAUUCUGAAUUUCGCGAAAAUAAUGUGAAAGUGUUAUUAUAUUACAAUUUUCGAACUUCAUUCAUACACGUUCGGACUGUUGAACAUAUCUUCGAGUAUUCCGACUUGAAUGAAUAAUUUUCCAGGGAUCUCAUCACGCACAUGAGGGAAUCUGGCCUGACGGUCGGCGAGGAUCACAUUGUUCCCAUGGUUUUCGCCUUGGCCAAGUUGGGAAACGAUUCUCAGACGAAUGCGGUCAUUGAGGUUGUUCCUUGUUCGCAAACCGAAACUAUCGAUUUUUUUUCGAACUGAAUUUUAAACGGUUUCUAAAAUUAUCUUUUAAGCUCACGGAAUUUUAAAAGUUUACUUGGAGAGGAAAAUAUCAAUUAUUCUGCUUUUAUCACAAAGGUGACUGAACCUGGGUCCAGUCUCUCCACUCUGCCACGUUGAAAACCUCAAAAGGGAGCUCCCCAGCAAAAUGCACUUGUAACAGCGCGAAAAAAGCUACAGAAGAAAAAGUAUUCUAUGUGCGGAUUCGCGCUCUUUUCAUUUAAUGAAUAAUCGCUUUUGAAACUCAAGCGUUGGUAACAAAAACCAGACGCGCUCCGGACGUUUCUGAGCGAUUCUAAGGAUCGCUUAACAGGGCUGACGCUACUUAAGUGGUCACUAGAAAGCCCCGACACGUCCGAUGCGCGUCCGGUUCGCGUUACUAAAGUCCGAGAAGUAAGUCGCCUCUCUCUUGAAGAAUAAGAAUUUUCGAAAGUUGGCUUUCACCCUAAUCUGUUGAAUCAAUAAUAUUUUGAGAGAUUUUCGGAAAAUUCCCAUUACAAGACAAAUUCCUUGUUAGCUGUUCCAAUUUCAUUCCUUUGUUUUUGUUAAGAAAUUCUCGUCGAAGAUGAACGUUGUUCGGCUGAGGUGUGCGGCUGCCCAGGCGGCGAUCGCCCGAGAAAGCGCCAAUCCCGGCCAUGGCGCAUUCGAGGCGAUUGAAUCCCUCAGAGCCAUUCCCACUACUGCCAAAGUCCUCACUGUAUGUUUCAGAAGCCUUUUAUGGGUAAUUUUAAGACGUUUUCAGUUGGAAAACAAUAAACAUGUCCUUAUGGUGCUCAUGGACCUCGUCGAGGCCGGAGAAACAAACGCCUUGCAGUUGGUAAAGAAUUUUUCUUUCCUCCCUCAAAUACAGAACAGAACGAAAGGAAAACGGAUGUCCAAAGUGAAACCGCGAACCUCAAAAUUGUUUCUGAUUUCCCGAAACCUUGUUGUCUUUCCCACUCCCUGGCGCUUAUUUUGAAUUCCAUGAAAUGACUUCAAACGCAGCAUGAGUUAUUGUCCUCAACUAGGAUGUGGAAUAAUCGAACCUUAUCCCACGACGUGGCCGAGAAAAGCCAGCAUAGUCAUCAAUUUGAACUUCAUCCUCUCUGAAAAACUUGAAUCAUCAUAUUAUUUGAAUGUGACAAGUCGGUUCUCAUUCAGUUAUCAGCCUACCUGAUGCUGUCGGAAGACGGGGAACAUCUGUCGGAACGGCAUUUCAAUCCGGCCGUCGUCGCUCGUUCCCGCUGCAUUUUGGCCGAAGGAAAGUCGAUGGAAGCCCUGGCUCUGUAUGCCACGAUCCAUCCCAACUUCAAGAACGAGUUGGAUCAAGAUCAUCAUAUCUGUCUCAGUAACUUUCUUCAGGUAUUUUGAGAGAGACCUCCGCGAGAAGCUGACCAAAGACAUUGCGACCCUUGAUCCACGGAAUUUCGACUAUUUCACGAAGAUUUUGAAGCUCGCUGAGAAGAAUGGCACAUUGGAGUGAGUUUUUUCGGGAAAAAAGGAUAUAGUUCCGUUCAUAAAAGCUUUUUUGGAUGUUCAAACGCGCAGGAGUGAAGAAAGAUUUUGAACGAAAGUUGAAAAAACAUUUUUUUUAGAGUGCUUUUUUUCAAUAGGAAAAAAAAAACAAUUAAAAUAGUAAUAAAUUGUCAAGACGUGCCCACAGUAAAAAUACGCAGUACUAUUUUUUUGAAAUUUCAGAAAGUUCAUUACCAUUUUCCAAAUGAAGCUAUUUUACUAGCAGUUAUCGAUUUUCCGCUUUUCAGAGACACUGACGCAUUCCUACUGGAAUCUGGUCUGGAAUCGGAAAGCUUUGAGAAAAUUUUCGUCUACGUAAAAUCUUCGCAGGCCUUGCGUAAGGUCAUUAUGCAAAAACCGCACCUGAAAGAAGCCGUCGCCAGGAAAUUAAGCCACAAAGUGGAUUUCCUACAAAAUAAUUGGAGACCAUCCAAGUUUUUACAGAUGAUCAGUGUUCCUUCCUCUUCAGCCCAAGCCGUUUAUUUAUCAGACAUUGUCAACGUUCUUUUUGCGCCGACAAGUGAGAAAUACGAGCGGAACACGAAUUUCUACAGGAUCCUUUUCAAGCUCGGAUCUAAUGGUGAGUGAAAGACCGGAAUUUUCCAACCCAGCCUAAACCCAAACGAUCAGGAUCUCGAAAAAAAAUAUUUGAGAAAAAGCAAAAAUUCAAAAUCCAAAUAGAAAAUGGUUAAAAAAUUUAUCAUGAAACUCGAAUAAUCAUAAAGAAAACCACCCUUUUUGAAGUCUUUGAAAACUCAAAACUUUCAAACUUUUCCUUCGAUCGCAUGUAGUCAAUUUACCUGUAGGUUGAAGAAAUACUAGAAAAACAUGUGUCAUUACAAAAAAAAAAAAAAAUGAAAGAAUGAGAAUUUUCAAACUGGAAAAAAAGUUUUAAAAAAAGAACUUUUUUUCUUUCGUAGGACGGUCUCACUUUAUAUAUGACCUACUGAAAGAUGAACUGUUUUGUCUGUGCGUCUCAAAAUCGCUUUGAUCUAUUUGGAAUGAUUCAAUGGUUCUUCCAGAAGCCCACACAGAGUUUUUUUUAUGUUUGAUUCGACUUCGUUUCCAACCGAAAUGCCGUGUUCAAAGUAAUUUCUGCGAAGUUCAAAAUUAUCUCUUACUUUCCCAAAAUUUAGUCACCUUUUUAUUCUCUGACGACUAUUUUCAUUCUGAGUUUUCCAGACGUCGUCCUUCCGCUGGAAACGAUUCCACUGAUCAACGACGGUUAUGUUCGACGGGAAUAUAUUACGGCUCUGCUCAGUCAGCUCCUCUACACGCAUAAAAGCGACCUCCUUGCCAUCGAUAAGAUCUCCAAAUUGUGUAGCAGGUAAGGUGGUUUCAUCGCAAAAAUUAGCUACUCUUUCAAUAUUCCUGCAACUUUUUCUAAAAAGUAAAAGUUUACAAUUUGAGUGUUCAUAAAAAUACGUAGAUUCCUCAGUCUUCAUAUGGUUUUUUUCUUACUGUAAAGUUUUCUGAACAUCGGUUUAUGUCUCUCACUUUUAAAUUCUUUCUGAUUGAAAAGUUUCUGGUUAAUCAAAGAGCUGAAAAGACACGAAUUUGAGGAUGUACUUCAUUUGAAUUCAGCUGCUCUGAAAGUUUAGAUAAAAGCGGAUAGAAGAAUUCUGGGACUUUUGUGCAUGUUUUAAGCUCAAAUUAUUCAGCCCAGUGGUCGAUGGGGCUCACGCCGUUCGACUUCACGACGCUCUUCUGAAAUUCCUUCUCUUCAAGAAGACUUCAGAACCCACGGCUUCUGAUAUAUCCGAUGGAAAGCGAGUUCAGAUCGUCGCCAAGAUCUUGUCCUUAGAUUUCACUGGUUCUAUUACCUAUGAAUUUUCAAUUUUUUUUUCAAUUUUAGUAAACGCAAAAAUGGAUUUCGGUGCGCAGAACCUGACCAGAUUCUUGGCCAAAGAUGCCAUCACUGAGCAGAUGGCGUCACGUUUGGUCAAGGCCUUGGAGAAUGAGGUCGGUUGGAGAGAAGCUGGAGCACCUUUCAGAGAAAAAUGCCACCUUUUUUGAACUAUUAAGCUUCUGUUUAAUUAUUCAGAAGAAAAUGGAUAAAAAUUCUGACUUCUCUCGAACUUAAUUUUUUUAUAUUCUUUUUUUCAACUCUUCAAAUCAAGGGUAAUUGAGCAGGCACUGGAACCCUUUUUGAGAUAACUUUCUAAUAUUUUUUUAAGCUUUAGGUUGUUUAUCAAUUCGAAUUUUGAGAUUAUAAAAUACUUUAACUACUCGAAAGGGUUUCCUAGAGUUCUUUUGAGAAUGAAAUGACAGCUUUUUCAACCUUUUUUUCUGCCGAUUCCUGGCGCAUUUAUAGAAUUAGAAGCCAAAAAAAUAAGGAAAAAGAUGGUAUUUCAUUUCAACUUUAUUUUGAAAAAAAGUAUCAUGAAAAUUUAGAACCGCGUCGGCUACACUCAAGCGGAGAUUCUGGAAGCUCGGAAAGUUUUGGCCGACCAGCCGGCCAAAGCGGCGUUAAUCAACCGCCUGAAGAAGAAUCAGACGAUGACCCGUUGGAAGGAGGCCGACUUCGAAGAACUUCUGACCGAGUUGAAACACUUGAAGUCGCUGGAAAACGUCAAGCUGGACGCUGUCGAAAAAUUGCAGGAGGUUAUCGUGAAGCGCGUCGUCGAGGAGAAGGUGGGAAUCAGAUGGGCUUUAGAGAUUUGCAAAAACAUGAUAUUAUGUAGAGUUCAAUGAGAAAGGUGAGCUUUGUGAAUUAUCCUAACUGAAAAAAAUAAACGGAACUACGAAAAAUGAUUUGAUCAUCUUCGCGGACCGUUAAGAACACACCCUGCAGCGAUGUGAGUCGGGCGCACCAAGUUACGGGGUCCCGUGCCGGUCAUUUCACGCCAGAAAUGGACCGGUAUCAGGGUUUCGAGCUUCGGCAUGUCUUGCUUUUCAUAGACAUUCUGGAAGAAGUGAGCCGAAUGAUACCAGAUCCUGGUCCAAUCAUUCGAUACGUCGAAGCGGCUCUCCGAAUAGUCGAGAGAGAGGCACAGAACCGGGCCGAUUGAGCCUCCAUUUUUGCAGCCUCGGAAAGGCUUCCCAACGGCCCUCUUUAGGGCGAAAAAAAGGUCGAAUAAAAUAUAGAAGAAAUCGAAGAAUAAAGGAAAGUCCUGAAGUAUUAGGCUCAGUAAAAUCACAAGUAACUCGUCUUGAAACAAAACAAAAUCUUAAGGCUUAACUUUUUCUAGAAAAGUAGAAAUGUCUCAAAUCUAUGUAACCUCGAUGAGCCGAUUUCAUUAACUACAUAGUUAUACCUAUGAAAAGUACAAUUAUUAACUUUUUUCAGUCUGACGACAUUGACGCGAUUGUCACCGUACUCGAAGCAACAGCAGAUUGGAGAACUGAAAUGUCGGAUAAAAAAUCAAAUUCGGAUGAAGCCGCGACAAAGAAAAGAAAUUAUUCGCCAUUUUUGAAAUCUUUGGUGCAAAACUUGGAAAGUUUGGCUCUGGUCAAAGCGUUGAGCAAUGAAGAUCCAGUACGAGCGGAUCGGAUUUGGAUGAUGAAGUGAGAACUUUAUUAAGACCCGUAGAUGUGUAUCAAAUAUAGAUGUCGAAUUAGGUCUCAAAAGUUGACAAUGAGGUGUUUGAAAAAAUGUGACUGUGAUAAGGUUGAAAAUUUAAUAUUUUGGUUCCCAUUUAAAAUGUUCCGCUCUUAUUCACCACCUGGCAAACUUUGAGAUGAAUAGAAACGAGAAUUCAAGUUCGAGGCAGCAUAACUUGUUUCGCAGACCUCUGGCAAUUUUUGAGAUCAGCUUACAAAAUUACGUUUUCAAAGUAUUAUUCAAAAGCUUCCUACUGAACUAUUAAAAUUGUCAGAACUCAACCUCUAUCUCCGGAUGCGUACCUUCUGUAUGCUUCCCGACUGUUCCUUUCCGAGGAAGUUUCCCGAGCCGACGAAGUUUGUGCGGAGUUGCGGACCACCGCCCAGCCGAUUCACAUUUCCAACCUUGAUAAGGUUGGUUCGGCUCGAAAUUCAAUCCAAUUUACGAAGUUUUUGCUCCACUUUGUCAUUUAAAUUCAAAAUUGAACAACUUCGCUAUAGUUUCAAUUUUGUUUUCACUGCUCCUUGUAUUCUUAUAAUUUCCGUCAGAAAGGCAGCUAAGCCCAGGCAAAUUUCGAAAGGCCAGAAACUGGUAGUAAAAAAUGGAGGCUGAAGAAAGGUCGCAAAAAAGGUUUCUUUAAUUAGAUUUAUAAGAGCCAGUAAAGAGGAGGCUAAAGAGAUUAAAAAAAGAGCUGAUGAAAUGGUUCAAAAAAGCAGCAUGAAUGAAAUUUUUUCCACUCGAACGGGAACUUUUUCGAAAUCUCUGAGCGCUUUUCCGAUUUGUCUAUCUAAAUUUUGCCAUAAAUUCUCUUCUAUUUGAAAGUUUCAGCUGGGAAGAAGGCUGAAGAAGGUCAAUCUUGAACGGCUCGAAGAGCUGUCUACGUACCUUGGCAAGAAGUUCCCGUUGGCGCCGAAGCAGACGAGAAGAAUCGCCGCCCAGGUCAAGUUGGAGCAGCUCAGUGAGCUCAUCAAGAAGUUAGUCUCUUUUUUUUCUGAUAAAUCAAUCAAUUUUCAUUCAUUUUUUGUGUGUUGAUGCACUAGGAUUUUAAUAAGAGCCUAUAAAGCACUGGAAAAAUAUUUUUCGCUUUUUCGAGUUCACCUUUUUUUUCACUCAGUCCUUACAUUCACGACUCGUGAACGUUCAUGCAUACGGAGGCGAAGUUUAUAUGGUUUUUCGGCGGGAGAUAAUUAACUUUGAGAACUUCUUACUUCUCACGCCACAGGACCUGACUUUCUGCAAGAAAAAAAUUGAUGAAUUUCAGUGUCCCCAGGUUCAUAACGUCCCCUCUAACUUUUUUGGCGUUUCUCCUCAAUAAAAACAAACUUCGUAGCGAAAAAAGGAUAUUGAUAGGGACGACCUCGACGCCGCCUUCAAGUUCGUCCUGCAAGAAACUCGCGUCGCUGGCCGAGCUUUUGGGCAAUUGCCACUGAUGACGGAGGCUAUAAGGAGGUAUAAUUAUUAACAUAUUGCCUUUUUCACAAAUUUUUUUCACAAUGAAACACGAGAAAGACAAAGUGGAUCAUGGAAGAAUUCGGGAAAAACAGCUGUUUGAAAAAAGUUGGUUUCCCUAGAAGUUAUCGGAAAAGAGAGAAAUUUUUCAAAUUACACUUCCACAACGUUUUCAGAUGACAAAAAAAUUAAUUAUUUUUCUUAUUGGGCUUUUUUUCCUCAUAAUAAGUCCAAACUUGUAUUCAGAGGGGACAAGAAACUCUUAGCUGAGAUUCACACGCUGGUCCGAAGUGUCCAUGACCAGGUUGUUGCAAAUUUCGACCUUGCCUACGCUUUCAUCAGUGCUGGACAUGUUCCUGAGGCCAGAUCACUUAUCGAGGUUCUCUAUUUCGAAAUUUGGUCAUUUAAAUAUUUUUUUAUUCUUCAGAGAAACAAUCUCGAUAUAGACGAGAAGGUCUUCCAUUAUUUCAUCACCUUGGCCUUGGCUUCGAAGAAUGUGAGUCGAGAGACGGAAUCGGUGAGAAGAGACGCCAGAGAAAGACAGACUUUUUAAUUUUUCUGGUGUCUCUUCAAGCUAUGGCCGAGCUACCUGUUCAACUCGUAUUUUAAAAAAUACUCGCUUUUUUUUCAAUCUUUUCGGAAAAUAGUACUCGAAAGUAAGAGUUGGUGAGAGAUUUAUGGCCCCUACCUUUCCCAUUUUUCUAGUCUCUUCAGGUUGCUGCUGAUCCACCUUCUCAGCCUCUUAUUUUGAAACAGAAAGUCUGAAUUAACUCGGAAACUUGGACAGUUACAGGCGGAAGUUCUUCACGGACUUUUCACGGUUUUCAACGGUCGAGCCUCCACAAUGCAACUCAAUUCCCUUUUGGAGUCCUUGACGCGACUUUAUUGUAAGGAUGACAUCUCAAAGAUGUUCUCAAUCACGAAGGAUUUCUUUCCAGAUAAUUCGGGAGAUAUGGAGCCGUUGAAUGGUCUGAUCCAGGAUAUUGAAUCGAGCUCGUUCCCGCUCAAGGGAAGCUUGAGAAAGUUCUUCGACGGAUUGAAAGUUGUGAGUUUCCUGAGAAAUGAUACCUGAGGUAGUCACUCUCUGAGCAACGAUUGAGUGGCUUCUUCACGGUUUUUUGUUGUUGUGAGUUCUAUGAAACGGUGGAAAAUGAAAAAAAAAACUUUGUAUGAAAUAUCGUUUUUUUGUUUUUUUAUUUUUCUUACUUGUAAACUUCUACAAAGAUCAGAACUAACGCACGAAAUAUUCAAAGAAAAACAACAAUUUCAAUCAACUUAACCUAGUAUUAUAGCCUAUAAUCAGAUAUCCGGAAGCAAAUUUAAGAACCAUUUCCUCUCACUGUAGCCAGGUUACGGUAACCUGGGUAUCUAAGGAACGAUAUUUUCAGAAGAGUACCAGUUUGUUGAGAUUACGAAAGGCACCUUCGGAAGAGGUAGAAAACAUGAAUCUCUCUAGCUUAUGGUGACCCAAAAUUGAAUAAGCUCGAAAAUUUCAUUAAUUUCAUAUAUUUUCCAGAAAUCUUCUGAAUUGGAACAAGAAGUGUGGUCUCGAUAAAAAAAAGUUACCGAGAAACUUGAAUUUUUCUUGUUUUUUCCGUGAUUUUCUCCCAUUUUCAACACAUAAACGGGCCUUUUUUCUCUCGUUAUCAAUGUUUUUUUCUUGUCAUAGAUUCUAGUUUAGUUGUCUAUAUUGUUUCUUUUUUUCUGUUGGAAAAUAUUGAUUGUUGUCUUUUUUUGUUAUUUUUCUGAAUUGAUUUCGACUAGGAAAACGAUAGCAUCCCAUUUUUCCCCUCAAUAAAAUAUUUUUAUUUCAAUCAACUUUCUCUCUUUUUGAAAAAAAGCCAGGUAAUCGUCCAGCAACAAGUACUAUGACAGAAAUUUUUUUCUGAAAUAAUUUUUUUCAGACUUUUUUUCAUGUGGGCGCCUCGGUUAUUUCAUAGAUUUUUUUCAGCAGGAAACUCUCGGUUGAACCGAAAAAAAGGUUUUUUUCAGAAUAUAAUAUUAAUAAAUGAAAAUGUUUUUCUUAUCACAGGAUUUGAAUGAGAUCCGGGAGAUUUUUCCGGUUGGCCAACACCGAUUUUUCCUGCCGCCAUCGGGAAGUUCGAAGAGAUCAAGUAGAACCUUGAUCUUUGUUUUAAAAAGUAGACCUUUUCGCAGGAAAUCCCAGGAUUUGCCACAUUCGGCUGUUCUGAAGAUGAGCAGCUUGGCCAUGGCGAAUAGUCAAGAAAAAUUGGCCAGGAGUUUGUUGGAAACUUCGAUUUCCGAUGUGCCCAAGGAAUAUCGACACGGUGAGACUUCAAAUCGAUCUAAUCUACCAGUUUUAUGUGAAAUGGGGAUCUUGAUAAAAUUAAUCAACUUAUCACUGAAGCUGUUGUUUGAUUGAAAUAUCGAUAGCUUUGUUUUUUAAAUAAGGAGUCGCUUUACUUCAAAUUAUUGUCUUUUAUUUUUUUUUAUGGAAGUUACUUGGUUCAAUACUAAUUUUGAGAUAUUUUAAUUUUUUCAGAAAGUUUUUUUCAUCUAUCUAAAAUUAAAAACAGUUUUUUUGAAAAAAAGUGGAAGUACUGAAUGGCGUUUGAAUUCUUUCUUAUUUUUUUGAACUAUUUUAACCAAAAAAAUGGAUAUUCAAGCUUCUAUCCUCUAUAUCGAGAAGAAAACAUAUUUAAGCUUUUGUGAAUAAUUCUCGAGGAAAUCUCGGACCGGACUAGAACUCUCCUCUUUUAGCCCGUUUCGUGGAGUUGAACGAGGAGCAAGUCUGCUCGGCAAUCCGGAGAGUUCUGAAGGCUCGAGGCGUCGAACUAGCGUGUCAAUUCUACGAUUUCUUGCGACUUCAGAGAUUCUGCGCCCAACGCGACGUCUUUUUGGAGAUCCUGGUCGGCGACGUCGUUCUUAAGUUAGUUUGUCUGAGGAAAACAGAUAUGGAUCAUGGAUGGAAGGCAUGA